Molecule: messenger RNA, 2088 nt
Organism: Hymenoscyphus albidus
Lineage: Eukaryota; Fungi; Ascomycota; Leotiomycetes; Helotiales; Helotiaceae
Source: the annotation of a GenBank genome assembly
AUGGUCAACAUCAUAUCCGUCAUUCCAUUCCUCUUCCUCACUCUCACUACAGCCCAAGACCCCCUUCCCAAAGCCGACAUCUUCUACCUCACAACAUGUGAAGGGUGGUUCAACUCAAGAACCGCCGAAAUCCUCUACUUCGCAGACAAGGACCAAGUCAACGCCAACAUCUCGACGUCCGAAACCAUAGCGCCAACAUACAACUUCACGCUUCCAAGCUUCACAGUCUACCGGAACCGAACGAGGGAAGUCCAGCUGGGCAAGCGCAAAUUCUCUGCCACCAUUGGUGUUUAUGCUGAGGAGCCGGUGGGCACGGCGCAGUGGUAUGAUCUUGAUAAUUGUGAUGGUCAGGGGACGACGGGGUAUAGCGCGUUGGAUUGUCGGAUUGCGAAUUACAUUGGGAAUGAACCGUCUGUGUGGAUAAAGGUUGGCCUUGAUGGUGCUUGUACUGGUUUGUAUUUUUGUCAGAGGAUUGGGGAGACAAGUUGUAGUGCAGCUAGUUGAGAGCUAUAACUUGCAGGAUAUUUUGUUGGGAACGAGGUGGGGGAUUUGUGGGAUCAGGAAAGGCACUAGGAGUGAAAUGGAUCAGGAUUAUUAGGGAGAAUCUACUAUUUUUCAUUUGAGGGUUGCUAAGAAUACAACUAUUCCCAAAUACCAGAAAUGGUGAACAGAUAGUGAUGAAAGUGACUGCACCAGACUCUUAUCAAUUGAGUGACCUUUGCCAGGAAGAUUAAUGUCAGAAGAACAAGUCCACAAUGGAUCUAGUAGACUGUGAAUGGAAUGGAUGAGUGACUAGGGGGGUCAAGAUGCUUUGAAACGUUUCUGAUUGGCUUGAAGGCUCCAGAAUUCCCCGUCGCAUUCUAGUGGUUUAUGCUAUAGCAUUCAGUGACUUAUUGAUAUCUUCACUGUUAACCUUUUGUGAAUGUAAACAGACUUCUUAAGUAAGCUGCAUACCCUCAAAUAGGCCCGGCUGUCCCCCCCUCUCGCUUCCCUCCCUCUUUCUCACAUCCUCUGAGCAGAAACUCUUCUUUCGACCAAACAAACCUCAAGCUCUAAGAGCGUACUACACACAUUUCUAACUCGGCAUUUAUCAACACUCCUUAACACAGAAGAUAACAUCGAUCUUGGCAUCAGAAUCAGUUUCUCACACCAACCAAGCGAAGCCCAAUAUCACCAGCCUAGGAUUUCGUCCCAGCCAAAGACAUGAACACCAAGACCACUUUUGGAGCCGCAGGAAACCCAUGGCGAGACUGGCUAUCCGAGCUCCCAUCAAAAGAUUCGCCCGAGAAUUCACUUCCGCGAAUAUUAAAGGGCGUAUUAGAAGAGCGGGAACGGGAAAUCUCAGAACAGCCAAACCACUUCUACCAAUGGCUCAAAGCAAGAGAGCUCGAUUGGGACUGGGUCGCUGAGGAAGUCAACAAGAAAGCUUUGAGACUAGCGAGUUCUUACGGGGUGGAAAUCAGACCUUACACGCCGGAGGAGGUGGAGUGGCAGUGGUUUCGCUUCCAUGGGGAAGAGGAUUUUUAUGCAGGGGUUCUCGAGACUUCGAUUCGCUCGACUGGUAUCAAAGAGGGGUCGUGGUGGGGACCUGUUGAGAAGACGGAGUUUUUGGUAUUGUUGCAGACGCAUCGGUAUGAUGAGCUGUUUUACUAUUUUACCAACGAUGUUGAAAGACCGGGGUAUAUCGAGGAGCUGUUGCGGGAUCUCAGCGAAGGAAUGAAGACGCAACUUCUUUCUUGUCACAAAGAGCAUGUGGGUUACGGGAUUCAGUUCCGUUAUGCUCAGAGGGAGUAUACGUACGAAGAGAUGCGGGACGAAUAUAUCAAUAACCGUUCAUUCUACAUCGAAGUUUUCGCUGGUAGAACAACCUACCACGACUCUCUACAUUGGCUCUUGGAUCCUAUGCAUGAAUUAUUCGAUCCACUACCCAAGGAAAAAGUGGAUUCUAAAGCUACCUCCAUUCUCAACAAUACGACGUUUCCAGAGGUUCAACCGUCUCCAAAUUCAAACUCUGCCUUGAAGAAACGAAAAAGAAGUCUUGAUGUUGACCUGCUCUGGAAUAAAAUCAAAAAAUGGUUUCAAUUCUAG